CCUUCCUUUCUAUUUUUAUUUUCUUAUCAAUCUACAUUCAUUCAUUCACUCUCUCACUUCUACCUACACAUGCCAUUCUUUAUUAUUGCAGAGAAAAAGAAAAAAAGAAGAUAUAUCAUAUGGUUCUAUGUAUGCUUGUGUGUACAUGGGAAGUGGGAACAGUACAAGAUUAAUUGGACUGAAUAAACUACGAGAAAGGAAGAAGAUUACUUAAACGGCUCUCAAGUUUUUGUGAAUUUUUUAUUCCAUUAUAUAGCUCAUAAGGGUGCUUAUAAUGUUUCCAGAAUCUAGAUAGUGGUCAAAGAUACAUAGCAUCAGUCUACUUGCUUUUAACAUAUUGAGAUAGAGACUAGAGAGAGAGAGGGGAAGGCUAUGCUUAAUUGCUUUGCAUUAGAAAGAAUGAGAAGAUUGUAGCUAGGUGGUAUGAAAAAUUGAUGAGAUAGAGAUAUUAUUGGUGAGUGGUGCUACUAUUAUUGUUUGAUAGAGAAGUAUUUAUGGGGAAAAAGAAGCGACAAAAAACGAAGGAACUUUGGGUAGCGAUAGCUGAGGCUUCAUCUAAAGGAGGUGACACCGAACAACCUCAACCUCAACCUCCUCGAAAAAGAGGAAGGCCUCGUAAGGUUGUUGUGGUGGAAACGGAAAGUGAGGCCAAAAAAGUGGAACCUCAACCAAUAGAGGAACCACAGCCAGAAGCUUCCACUACAGCAACCAAGAAAGAAGAGGAACAUGGGAAGCAUCAAGAAGAGUUAACAUCGGAAUCCAAAGAAGGAGUGUUCCAAGAGAUUCAACUCCCAAAAGGGGAACCCUCCAGAAGCAGGGCUAGGCGGAAAAGCAAACCCAGAAAAAGCACUUAAGAAUAUCAUUACCUUUUUUAAUUUUCUUCUCCAGAACUAAGUAAUUCAAAGAAAUUAUUUGCUUUGCUUCUUCGUCUUUUUUAAGGAUUCAUAUCAUGGAAACAACAGCCAUCCAAACAACUUUUUCUUCAGGUUACGUUUUCACCUUAUCUAAUCCCUGUGCUAAUACUGUAUCAUGGUCUACCAGACAACUUUGAAUUGAAUACAAUGUUUCAUUCACA
Molecule: messenger RNA, 1075 nt
Organism: Cajanus cajan (pigeon pea)
Lineage: Eukaryota; Viridiplantae; Streptophyta; Magnoliopsida; Fabales; Fabaceae
Source: RefSeq, a predicted model, not a curated record